AGUUAGUCGUUUUGAAAUCGCCGUGAUGCUCGCACGCAGCGACCGAGCACGCUCACUCGUACAGUGAAAGUCGCACGCGCAGUUUAAAGCUACGAAUUGGUACGACAACAUCGUCUAGUUGUUUUGUUUGUCUGUUGCGCCAGUGCAUGGGGAAAGGAGGUCGCCGUAUGGCCGCAACCCUAUACAAGUAAAAGAACAUUUCUUAGACAAUAUGUCUUUCCUUUUAUUGAGCUACACUUUGUCAAUGAAAUUGAUAAAAUAGACUUCGGAAAAUUUUAACACGUGUAAAGUGAAUCAGUGUGUAAACAAUGAGUGGAAGUGAGCCGACUCUAACAGAGUCGCCAGUGCCCUUAGCUCUGGCCCGUCUCCAAGCUAGACCUGGAAGAAUGCCGAGAGGCUUACGCACCCACCGGCCCAGCCUGCCGCUAGCUAGCCUUCAGGAAGCUAUCGACGAAAGCCCUCGACGUUUCAGCGAAGAAAACUAUACACAAGAUACGGAUGAUGACGACGUAUACGUUGACGCUGUAGUAGUUAACACACCGUCACCGUCAUCAUCCAAUGGUAGGAGAGCUUCGGAUGCCACAUUCGCUGAACGGUACAGGAAGUUGACAGAAUUCGACGGUCCCCCGCCGGACCUGCCUCGUCGGGCCUCACUGGCCGUUCCCGUCGACGUUGACGGGUACGGGCCCAGUGAUAAAGGCCGCAGGAGGUCCUGGGCUGCGCGACUACAACUGGAGCGAAAGAAGAGGAGGAAAUCUGGUGGCAACGAUACCGACGAGGAGGGAGACGCCCCGACUUAUGUACGACAGAAACGACCCUCGUGGUGGAACGUCUUCGUACCGGAUAACAUGCUUAAGAACAGGUCUAGGAGGGCUUCCCAGCAGCUAUCCAGAAGUGCCGAGAGCAUCGACCAGUCCUACAAGAGGUCAAAGAGCCGUUCUGUAGAUCAUGGGUUCGCAGCCCCCUUCGACCUGGAAUCGCUGCGCUCCAAGGUGGAGGGCAGGUUCGACGCUGUUAAUAAAGAUGAAGACGAAAACAAGAGGCUGCCUCCGCCGCCUCCGAUCAAAACAAUGACCUAUACGGUGAGAGAUCGCGAUACAUUGACGUCCCUGGCGGCCCGCUUCGACACCACGCCCUCGGAGUUGACGAAGCUGAACCGUCUCGCCACGCAGUUCAUCUUCCCUGGACAGAGGCUGCUCGUACCCGAUAAGCGAAAAGAUGGCGAUAAUGAUGCCGAUGUUCGAUCUGACAGCGAUAACACCUCGGAAUCAACCCAAGCCGCCAGCGAACCGGCCCAGGAGAAAGAGAUCUUGGACAGUCUCCGGCCUGUGUCCCCUGAGGCGCCCGCCAGCAGCGCCCCCCAGCGGUUCCUGAAGAUCAACGUGAGACACAUCACCGAUGGACAGGGCGUGGUGUCCGGCGUGCUGCUGGUCACACCGAACGCGGUCAUGUUCGACCCCAACGUGUCUGACACUCUGGUGAUGGAGCACGGGCCUGAGUCGUACGGUGUGAUAGCGCCCAUGGAGUACGUCGUGAACGCUGCCAUCUUCUACGACAUAGCACACAUGAGGACCCACGGACCGGACCACAAUGCGCACAGAGCCGAGCAAGCCGAGAUAUACUAUAUGAAUAAACCGGAACACGCCCCUGAAAAAGAUCUAGUCAAAGAGGAGACAUUCCCUGAGCUGCAGGCAGUUGGGGAGGCUGCGGAACCCCAGCAAACUACAGGGGAGGGAGCAGGGGAAGCCGUUGGGGGUGAGGAAGAUACCCCUAGACGACCUUCCGACGCUGAGGAAAGAGGAGGAGCAGCCUUCCCAAAGGCCUUCGACAGGGACCUGGUUACCCCGACCCCAAUACAUCAACAGACAACUGAGGAGAGACGAAAGUCGCUACUGGAUCAUCACUGGGCUAUACCGAGCAAGGACAGAAUGUCCAUCGAUCAAGGGAGUGAGGUUUCCUCCAGCGUUGAUCACGGCAAGGAGGAAAGUCUGGAGGUGUCAGUGGCAGAAUGCUCUGAAGCGGAGCGCGCUGAGGCCGGGGAGCACGGGGAGGGUGAGGGGGAAGGGGAGGGAGAUGGCAGCGCUGAGGACGCCGCACAACUCGUCAAGCUUUCCUACCACGACUCUGGAAUCGAUAUACGAGAUCCGCUGUUACAUGUCAACACGGCUAAUUCCAAGAAGGAGUUGUGUUACAUUUGUCACAAUACCGACACCAUUUACGAGUUGCCGGAGACCGUGAUGUCGAGCGACUGGCACUGUGACACCACAUAUGAGAACCGAUUCUUGAACUGGUUCGCCGUUUGUCAUGACAGUGACGCUGUGUCGUGUUCCACCGACGAGGUAUACAGCGACGCGGAUAUAGUUCUAUCAGCGGACUGGGUGCCUCCGGUCUGUCUGCCUCGCGCUGAGCCGCCAUUAUCUGCUCCCCCUCUUGGAGAGAAUGAGAGAGCUCGGAAACCAGCAGCGGUCUCUUUCUCACUCGAUGGCAAUCAGAAGGAGGAUCCGUCGAAACCGGAAAAGAAGAACAAGAUGUUAAAACGCCUGUCCUACCCUCUAUCGUGGGUGGAGGGCUUGACUGGUGAGGGCCAGGCUGGGUCGCAGGCGGACUCGCUGCCGACCUCCGCCGACAGUCACAACACCAGCGUCUUCUCUAAAGUCUUCAACAGGCGAAGCUCGCUGGGAGGGUUCGGUCGUUCCCACGCCAAGCCGGCCAGCGCUCAACAACCGAGACUCGACUACCGCAGCAUGGUGUCGGUGGACGAUAUGCCGGAUCUGUUCGCGUCGUUUGAUAAGCUCAUCCCUCGUCCCGCUCGUCCCAGCGAUGAUCCUCCCCUCUACCUCCGUCUCCGUAUGGGCAAGCCGGCCGGUCGACCUCUGCCGCGUUCCACUCCGCUGAUGUCCUACGGAAGGAAGAGGAUGAAGCCAGAAUACUGGUUCGGUAUUCCCAGGAACAGGGUCGACGAUCUCUUCAAGUUCCUGACCCACUGGGUCCCUGAGAGGUACGGACCUCUCCGUGACGUCACCGCUCACGGCUACGAGCUUAUAGACAGCGACACGGAGUGGGACGACGAUGACGCCAAGCCGGGACAGAAGGAGCGUAUCGGCAGUACUGGAGAUGUUUCGGAUAUAACGAGAGAAUCCUGGGAGCUGCUGAAGGCGCCCUACGUGAAAAUAUAUUCUAUAAUGAAGAGUCAGGCUGAAGCGCUCGGGGAUUCACUAGGCGAAGAGCCGCAGACCGAGGUGCUGUCGAUGAGCGAUGAGCUGCGUCGCGCGCUGUACUCGGGCGCCUCACUGGACAUGGAGUUCUCGCCGCCAGACCUCAUCGGAACCUCCGAGAUAUUCACCAUGGAACACCGGGAGAAGCUAUGCAGCGUGUUGCCCGCCCGCGCCCAAGGUUACAUGUGGCAGCUCACAUUCAGCACCAGCCAGCACGGCUUCUCGCUGGCCUCUAUGUAUAGGAAGAUGCAACGAGUCGACAGUCCUGUGCUGCUCGUCAUACAGGACACCGAUAAUAACGUGUUCGGUGCGCUGACGUCAUGCGCGUUCCGUCCCUCGGAACAUUUCUACGGGACGGGCGAGUCGCUGCUAUUCUCAUUCCAGAGAGAGGAAAGGCGUCUCUCACAGACGAAGGACGAACACAAGGAGACUGGCGACGAAAAGGACAAGGAUAAAGAUGAACAAGUUGUGCCAUUAAAAACCAAAUUCAAGUACUGGGGCUGGACCGGCGACAACAUGUACUUCAUCAGAGGAAGCAACGAUAACAUCUCCAUCGGCGCUGGAGACGGCAAGUUCGGCCUGUGGCUGGACGGCGACCUGUACCUGGGCCGGACCCAGCGCUGCACCACCUACGGCAACGAGCCGCUGACCACGCGCGAGGACUUCGUCGUCAAGAUCAUGGAGUGCUGGACCUUCAUCUGAACGCCCGCCACCGACGCUAGCUUUACUGUCUUAUGAAAUUUGCUACGAUUUGACACCUUUACAUGUCGGUUUUGACUGUACCCAAGAUAUUUUGUACUCGCAUCGACUCGAGCGCCCUCCCCUCCUCUCUUCCCCUUUGAGAUGGUAGUCUGCGCGCUUUUCUAGUCAAACGUACUGAAUCCCGACCACUGUUUUAAUUGUCCGUUUAGAAGCGUGCGGCCGGAGCCCCGGCCUCCACCGCAGCGAGUGCGUUGAACCUAGUCAAUUGUCGUUCGUAUGUAGGUUACGGCGUACCGCCGGUAACGAUUACGUGUCAAUUCAAUUAAUGCAUUGUUGUUAAGAAAAAAAAAAUAAAUAAUAAAAAAAUAUUUGUAAUGAUUAAAAUAUCAUUGUACAACGUUAUGUAGAGGUUUAUAUUUAACGUAACGGUUUUUUGUGAGCGACAGUCUUUUGGUGUUGCCCACUUAUUGACGUUGACGUAAUUUUUCAUUGAUUUCAUACAAAUCUGUCAUUAACUGUUUGGGCCACUCGAUUUUCGGCGGAGUUUGACGUGCUGAAAGCGUCUUGCCAAGAGCAUGGUGGUUACUAAAGUUACUCAUGAUACUGUUUUUAUUCAUCUAUAUAUAACAUAAUUGUGUUUCUUUUAGUUUCGAAGUGGAAUGUUUUGUUGUCAUGUCUGUACGUAUUUUAGUUGUAUACCCUAAGUUAGUGAACAUGGAACGUGUCUCACUUUCACUGUGAUUUGUUUAUUAUGAGUGCAUUUUAUUAUAAUAUUGAAGCGUUAUUUUGUAAUUAUUGUUUAAAAAUGGUAACUUUAGGUUGACCGCAUUAAUUAAAUUUAUAUCUUUGCUUGUAAUCACUAUACUCCUUAGUGAGAAUGUAUGUUAGGUAAAUUUAUUGGAAAUAUUAUUGAUAUAUUUGUGUUUAUUGAUUAAACAAGUAUAAAAAUAUUGUGGUAACGCUUCAGUACAGAAACGAGUAGCUGGAUAUGAUAUAACUAGAGGAACAUUAUAAAAUAGAUGUCUUAGAGCUUGAUGAAUGUAUUCGUCAUUGUGCUUAUUAGUAAUUGUGUCACUUAGAUCUUACUCAGAUAUUUUUUGGUCGUAAAGUUAUUUAUUGAUCAUAUUUUAGUGUACUACGACUAUUCAGAGUAUUGUAAAACAGAAUGGUGACUACUUAUCACAUGCAGUAUUCAAUUUUCUUAUAAUUAUAAUACUAAAUACAUAACUGUGCUAUAUUAUCCAGGUUUCACUACAGCGUUACUGAAAUUAUUAAAUGCAGAUAAGGGCUUAUUCAAAUAUAUAGAGGCCAGUUUAAGAAUUGCAAUACAAGCUCUGAUGAAUGAUAAAUAUGUUCUAUUAACCGGUCUAUAUUAUAUUGGAGUUGAUAGACAGAAGCAGUAGGUUGUUAAACUAAUAUAUAGAUGGUUUUAAUCCUCAAAUAAAAAGUAGAUACACACUUGAAUCGUUUCACGGGAUUAGUGUGAAAUAUUAUUUUGUGUAUAAAUCCUGAACAUUUGAUAUUUGUAAGAUAUCAAAUUCCUAUGCAAUAUUACCAGAUUGUGGACAUGAAAUAAUCACAACUGCUCUGUCAUUAUGAUGUUUCAGACAUAUUGUUAUUGUUUACCAUCAAGGUGUAGUGAUGAUUAAUUUAUACUAAACAAAUAUUUAUUGGCAUAAUGUUAAAGAUAUAUAAUCACUAAAGAAUUGUUAAGUAGCAGUGAGAUGUUUAAUAUUUAUUUAUGUUAUAAUUUGUAACCUUCAAUUGCUGCUGUAGAUGUUGCGUUCCGGUGAUCUAUUAUGUAAUAUCUAAGUUGUUAAAAUGUAAAUCAAGCCAUAAUAACUGAGAAUAUAUUCUUUUGAAGAACA
Molecule: messenger RNA, 5785 nt
Organism: Danaus plexippus (monarch butterfly)
Lineage: Eukaryota; Metazoa; Arthropoda; Insecta; Lepidoptera; Nymphalidae
Gene: mtd
Product: nuclear receptor coactivator 7
Biological process (GO): response to oxidative stress
Cellular component (GO): nucleus
Source: RefSeq, a predicted model, not a curated record